Limulus polyphemus (Atlantic horseshoe crab) is the source of this 2974-nucleotide messenger RNA. RefSeq names its product insulin-like growth factor-binding protein complex acid labile subunit. Gene Ontology annotation, molecular function: protein binding. Lineage: Eukaryota; Metazoa; Arthropoda; Merostomata; Xiphosura; Limulidae. Bases 242 to 1789 code for a protein of 515 amino acids. The transcript has 3 exons. The record is from RefSeq and is a predicted model, not a curated record. Gene Ontology annotation, cellular component: extracellular matrix.
UGUUUUUGAAUCCUUCUCAAGAACUGGAACACGAGAAGAGCAUCUCAUAAUACUGGAUGGAGAACGCUUGGGUAAUGGACUACUGAAAGUUCUCACCGUUUUCAGGAAACAAUCCCAUUUAGACCUUCUCUGUGUAUCAAUAAGGCCGUCUGGGAAUAUUUGGUGAAAGUCUGAGUAAGGCACACAGCGUCUAACAUUACUUGAACUGACGCAUCAAAGACUUAAUCUUCCUGACCAGAGCAUGAAAAACCAAGGUAUUAUUGGGAUCUGUCUGAUCCUGACGAUCAGCUUAAAGAACGUUGUUUUCUGUCUUUGUCCUAUUAGAUGCCAGUGUAACGAAGAAAAGCUGGUGGUAAUGUGUGACGGAGCUGGCUUAGACGUUGUUCCCAUAACUCUCAACCCUGAUCUACGGGAACUUCACCUCGCCAGAAACAGCAUUAAAGGAAUAAUGACGGCAUUUAGCGUCUAUCACAGCCUGGAAUAUCUAGAUAUGACCAGCAACCAGUUGGUAGCUCUCGGCCGUAAUAACUUCAGGCUUCAGGAAAAGCUACAUAUUCUACUACUUGGGCAUAACAUGAUCUCAACUCUGUAUUGUUCAACAUUUGAUGGGCUUAAAGGUCUUCGAAUUUUGAAGCUCACUGGAAAUUUUAUUAGAGAACUCCCUGACGGUAUUUUUGUUGAGCUGGUUAGCUUGGAAGUCUUAGAUUUGUCUGAAAACAGUAUUGAUACCAUCUCAAAGGAUGCUUUUGUGGGGUUAGGAAACCUGAAAAUUCUCCUGCUCAAGGACAAUAAACUCGGCCAUGUCCCUUCGUCUUCAUUUGGAACCCUUUCUCAUGUACUUAGCAUAGAUUUAGACUUGAAUAAUUUCCCAAUUUUGCCCGAAGACAGUUUUGUUAAUCUUGCCAACUUGGAAAAGUUAAGUUUAGGUAGCUGUGGAAUACGUAAAAUUCACAAAAGUGCUUUUAAAGGACUGAAGAACCUAUUGUAUCUUAUUCUUCAAGAUAACUUACUGGAUUCUAUUCCGACUGAGGCAUUUCUCUACCUUAGAAAACUGUUAGAGCUUAAUUUGGGACAAAAUUACAUGAAAGCAAUCGUUUCAAAAAGUUUCAACAGCUUAAGCAAUAUUCAGACCAUCACGAUAAACAGCGCCCCCUUUCUAGAAAGAAUUGAAAGCGAAGCUUUUUUACCUAAUAUUAGAUUGCAAAAUAUUAUUUUUAAUCACAACAAAAAGCUCAGUUAUAUUGACAGAAACGCGUUUUCUUCUUUCACUCUUCUACGUGCCGUAAGUCUCCGGGGAAAUAACUUCCAAACAUUCAGUGAAGAUGUUCUGCCCUGGAGUGACUUAGAGCGCUUCGAUCUUCGAGACAAUCCUCUAAUCUGUAAUUGUAGCCUUUCGUGGCUGCUACACCACCUACAAACUCGGAACUAUUCGGAAUCAUUUGAUUUUGAUCUUACCCACAUUCGUUGUGAAAAUCCACCUGUACUUCGUGAUCUCAUGCUAAAAGGCUUGUCGAUAGACGACCUUCGUUGUCACGAGUACCAAACUCAAAAGAUUCUUACCUGGUCUUUUGCAGCGAUUGGCAUUCUACUGGUUGCUUUGCUUGUAGCUGUGCUGUGGUUCCGACAGAGAACUGUUAACGAUUUGAAAAUCAAAUGUAGUACUGUGAUACCAGACUCUCGGCACGAAAACAGAUAUCGAAUGGAUAAUCAACUACGAGGGGGAACAUCGCAAGAACGAGAGUGGGUGGUGAAAAUCGGGAGGGACCCUUACGCUGGUAGAUUGGUGUAGAAAUCAAUAAUACGUAGGUCUUUACGUAAUAAAACCGUUCCAUUUGUUGUUUUAUGAAAUAUUUGCAUUGUAAGUUUGAUGUUAUCGCUAAGCUUCUAGUUCUGUAUAAAUCUGUUCUCCACGACUCAACAGAUCAUCUGGGCUUAUAUGGAAUAAAAAUUAUGAAUAAAUGAGGAAAAUAUCAAGAUGCUAUGGUAACCAGAUGACUAAGGAAGACUGAAAAUCGUGACCUUGUUUGCCAGAAAUAAGAAAAACACAAUAAAACGUACAAAAGCAGAUUUUACUUCUUGUCUGAUUACAGAUUUUAUAAUCAUUCUUUGAUUGAUCAGAGAAGCCUAUCAUUUUUUUUGCGCUUUAUAUUUUACCAGCUGUUAACCGCGUUAAAAUGUAAAUAGUUAUAUCGAAAAAAGUAUUCUAAAAUUCUGAAAAUGAGACCAGGCAGUAAUUUUUGUUGUAGUUUUUCUUUAAAAAAAAUAAGAGACAGAGAGAGAAUUGCCCCUAAUCAAUAGAUUCUAAGUAUUUUUGGAUUUACAAACAUUCCUGUUAUGCCGUUAGAAUGCAAUGCAAACAACACACUUCAUAAAUAUACAAAAUAGCCAAAAUAAAGUUAAGAUACAGUUUUUAUCAUAAAAUACUACGACUGCUACCAAAGGUAGGAUGUACGAUUGUUUCGUACUUUUAUAAGUUUAUUUGUUAUCUCCUUCGUUUAUUAUAGUGCUUAUCUAAAUGGUCAUGUUGAACGUUACCAAAUGUCAUUUCAAUACUAGAUCACCCACAAGAAUUCAUCAUUUCUGUCUGUUUCUAUUCAUUAAAUUGAUCUACAAACAUAUUUAGCAACAUGAUUUUCUUCCAGGAAAAAGAACUACUAAUCUCCUGCCGUUUCAAUUUAAAUUCCAAAUCAAUUAGUUUAUAAGCGAUAUCUUGUUUAUGUGAUAUUAGUUCCGAUUCCUAACAAAUCUUAUGUUUAUUUUGAUAAUUAAAAAUAUUGCUGUUGAUCGUAAGGUAAGUUAGAUAGAAACUGUUUUCUAAAUCUUACUAUAUAUUGUUUAAUGAUAAAAUUAAUUAUUUCACUCAGACGUUUCGUAAAUAAUGCAAAAAAAAAAAUUAAAUGAAACGAAUGAAAGCUUUAAAGUUUGGGCAAAUAACCUCACGACGACCGUACAAAAAUUUGAAAAUCGAUAAUAU